Symbiodinium natans is the source of this 357-nucleotide messenger RNA. Lineage: Eukaryota; Dinophyceae; Suessiales; Symbiodiniaceae. The record is from the annotation of a GenBank genome assembly.
AUGAACAUGCAAGAGCGAGUGCUCAGCGUCCUUGGGUGCCGCUACGUUGACGACGUGCUGCUGGAUGCCCCGUGGAGUGUAACCCGUGAGAUGAUCGCAACCCUGCGAGUGUCGGUUGUGGUGCGAGGCACCAUCUGCGACACUGCACAGAGGCAGGAGCUGGAGGAUCCUCAUGCAGUCCCGAAAAGUUUGGGCAUGCAUGUGGAGCUCCACAGCGAGGAGACCUUGUCGCUUGCAUCGAUCUCGGAGCGCUUGAAGGCACGCGGUCCAGAAGCAUCGCAAAGACAGCAGCAGAAAGCGUCUCAGGAGCAGGCCUGGUUCCGGGACAAGCACGGCCUACGGCCAGAAGAGGGCUGA